Molecule: messenger RNA, 805 nt
Organism: Selaginella moellendorffii
Lineage: Eukaryota; Viridiplantae; Streptophyta; Lycopodiopsida; Selaginellales; Selaginellaceae
Product: glutaredoxin
Exons: 5
Coding region: 188-640 (150 amino acids)
Biological process (GO): cellular response to oxidative stress
Cellular component (GO): cytoplasm
Molecular function (GO): glutathione disulfide oxidoreductase activity
Source: RefSeq, a predicted model, not a curated record
GACACCACUUUCCCGCUUCUCCGCCUCGCCAAAGCUUUUAGGCUAUCAGGGCUCCAACGGAAAGAAAUAUUUCAAACGAUUGGGGCUAAAGUGUGUCGAACCCGUGACCUAUGGGCGCAUUUUAGGGCAUGGCUUCCUCCUUGUGUGCUCCAAGGGCGGUAGCAGUCAAGGGGAGCGCGGGCGAGGCAUGGGCGAAUGCGUCAAUCCUUCACCAAAUGCGGUGCAAUGCCGGCAUCGCACCACGGAUUUCCGGCUCCUUCGACGGCAAAACAGGGAGAUCGGGCGAUCCGUUGUGGUGAAGAGUAUGUCUAGCUCCCAGUCUCAAACGGAUGAUCUCAUCAAGAGCAAGAACGAGCACAAUCCCGUUGUCAUUUACUCCAAGUCGUGGUGCCCCUAUUGCAGCAAGGUGAAGGGCCUGUUUAAGAAGCUGGGAGUGAAGGUGGUGGUCGUGGAAUUGGACGAGCUCGUUGAGGAGGCGGACGUCCAGGCAGCCUUGAAAAGAAUGACCGGGCAAUCAACGGUGCCCAACGUGUUUAUUGGUGGAAAGCAUGUCGGGGGAUGCGAUGAUACGCAUCGCCUUCACAGUCAGGGGAAGCUCAUCCCGAUGCUGCAGGGUGCCAAGGCUCAAAUGCAGGGAUGAAUAAAAAGAGAUUUGAGAGAGUUUUAGGGGGCUCGUCGUGUAGCCGCUGAGCGAGCUGCUUAUCAGCAACAAAGGCGACAGGAGAGAAAUGAGCGGACGAGGAGGGAUAUGUGUGUGUCGCCAUUGGCUCACUGGAGUUUCAAUAAAAAUAAAUAACGUGGGAGA